Messenger RNA from Phacochoerus africanus (Common warthog), 1031 nucleotides. RefSeq names its product ribosome production factor 2 homolog (gene RPF2). The record is from RefSeq and is a predicted model, not a curated record. The transcript is spliced from 10 exons. Gene Ontology annotation, cellular component: nucleolus. Lineage: Eukaryota; Metazoa; Chordata; Mammalia; Artiodactyla; Suidae. Gene Ontology annotation, molecular function: rRNA binding. Bases 101 to 1021 code for a protein of 306 amino acids. Gene Ontology annotation, biological process: ribosomal large subunit assembly; maturation of LSU-rRNA from tricistronic rRNA transcript (SSU-rRNA, 5.8S rRNA, LSU-rRNA).
CAAGUUCCGGUUCCGCGGAUCCGCCAGUUCCGCCCUUGCCAAAGCCCGGCAUUGUAGUGAGCGGUACACGUGCAUUCAUACGUUUCUUGUUGCGGUAGCGAUGGACGCUUUGGAUCGAGUUGUAAAGCCCAAAACAAAAAGAGCCAAGAGAUUCCUGGAGAAGAGAGAACCGAAACUCAGUGAAAAUAUUAAAAAUGCUAUGCUGAUUAAAGGAGGAAAUGCAAAUUCAACAGUGACACAAGUUCUUAGAGAUGUGUAUGCACUGAAGAAACCAUACGGCGUCCUCUAUAAAAAGAAAAAUAUUACAAGACCGUUUGAGGACCAGACAUCAUUGGAAUUUUUUUCAAAGAAGUCAGAUUGUUCUUUAUUCAUGUUUGGAUCCCAUAAUAAGAAGCGGCCAAAUAACCUAGUAAUAGGUCGUAUGUAUGACUACCAUGUGCUGGAUAUGAUUGAAUUAGGUGUUGAGAAGUUUGUCUCUCUAAAAGAUAUUAAGAAUAGUAAAUGUCCCGAGGGAACAAAGCCCAUGUUAAUAUUCGCAGGUGAUGAUUUUGAUGUAACAGAAGACUACAGAAGGCUGAAAAGUCUUCUUAUUGAUUUCUUCAGAGGCCCCACAGUACCAAAUAUCCGCCUGGCUGGUUUAGACUAUGUUCUGCACUUCACUGCACUGAAUGGGAAGAUUUACUUUCGAAGCUAUAAGUUGCUGUUGAAGAAAUCUGGCUGCAGAACACCACGCAUUGAAUUGGAAGAGAUGGGACCCUCAUUGGAUCUGGUUCUGAGGAGGACACACCUUGCGUCAGAUGAUCUGUAUAAGUUAUCUAUGAAAAUGCCUAAAGCCCUCAAGCCAAAGAAGAAGAAAAAUAUCUCUCAUGAUACUUUUGGUACAACUUAUGGAAGGAUUCAUAUGCAGAAGCAAGACCUAAGCAAACUACAAACCAAGAAAAUGAAGGGGCUGAAGAAGCGACCUGCAGAAAGGAUAACAGAGGACCAGGAGAAAAAAGCAAAGAGAAUUAAAAAGAAUUGAUGGAACUUCA